UACAACACAGCAUUUGACAGACGGGUUUAGGAGGAAGCACAAUGAUGGAAACCAACGGUAUCCAGCUCAAAAGUGCAAACCACGCCAACGAAAAUGGCGUGGACAACCAAGCUUUUGACAUAGAGGAGGACAACAUGACGGAUAGUAGCAGUGUCAAAAGCCAGACUCAAAAGAAAAAAAAGAGUUUGGGAUCAUACCUGAGCCAAGUUUCCAAGCCGAUUAAUGCCACAGAGGAUUACAUCACGGCUCACUCAAAAACCUUCAAAUACAUUGUGCUGGGCAUACUUGGAGCAGGUUAUGUGGCAUACUUCAUCGCAGCCUGUGUAUUGGAUUUCCAGAGGGCCAUCGCUCUUGUGGUCCUCACCAGUUUGGCUGUUGUAGUAAAAUCCUAUGAACUUUUGAAGACAUACAAGGGAAAAAGCAUCAGUCAGUGUUUCAAACCUGCAGUAAAAUGCUUUAAAUCUAACUUCAAAUGGAUAAAAUGGGUUUUCAUGCUUGUUGUUGUGGUCCUGCUUGUUUUUUGGCUCGUCUGGGACACAAGCAAACGUCCUGAGCAGCUCAUCUCAUUCGGAGGUGUGUGCAUGUUCAUUCUGCUUUUGUUCAUCUUCUCAGCACAUAGGACAGCGGUGUCAUGGAGGCCUGUCUUCUGGGGUCUCGGGAUGCAGUUCUGUAUUGGCCUUUUUGUUAUAAGAACAGAGCCUGGACUUAUAGCUUUCGAAUGGCUUGGAAAACAAGUGCAGAUAUUCCUCGACUACACCAAAGAAGGCUCACGAUUUGUUUUUGGGGAUCUGAUCGGAGACAUUUUUGCCUUUCAAGCUUUGCCCAUUGUUGUGUUCUUCAGCAGUGUGAUGUCAGUCCUUUACUUUUUGGGCAUAAUGCAGUGGCUAAUUCUGAAGAUCUCAUGGCUUAUGCAGAUAACAAUGGGAACCUCUCCCACUGAGACCUUGAGUGUUGCAGGCAAUAUAUUUGUUGGGCAGACUGAGGCGCCGCUGCUGAUUCGCCCCUAUUUAAAAGACAUGACCAAAUCUGAGAUCCAUGCUGUAAUGACUGGAGGAUUUGCCACAAUUGCAGGCAGUGUCAUGGGGGCAUUCAUCUCAUUUGGGAUUGAUGCAUCUUCCUUGAUAUCAGCCUCUGUUAUGGCUGCUCCCUGCGCAUUGGCCAUCUCCAAGCUGUCUUACCCAGAGACAGAGAAAAGUCUUUUCAAGUCAGAUAAGAAUAUCAAAAUAGCCUGUGGUGAUGAACAGAACAUUUUGGAGGCUGCCAGCAGUGGAGCGUCUGCCUCAAUAGGUCUUGUUGCUAACAUUGCAGCAAACUUAAUAGCCUUUCUCGCCAUCCUCGCGUUCAUAAAUCAAGCUUUGAGUUGGCUUGGAGGUAUGGUGGGAUAUCCUGAUAUCACAUUUGAGUUAGUUUGCUCUUACGUGUUCAUGCCUGUGGCCUUCAUGAUGGGAAUACCAUAUGAGGAGAGUUUCAUCAUUGCCGAACUAAUUGGCACAAAGCUCUUCCUCAAUGAGUUUGUGGCUUAUGAGAAAUUGUCUGAAAUGAAGGACAACAGAAUAAAUGGACUUGAGGACAGACAAAUUAUUUCUGUCCGAUCAGAAGUAAUCACCACUUAUGCUCUGUGUGGGUUUGCCAACUUCAGCUCACUGGGAAUUGUGAUUGGAGGCCUUUCCACUAUAUGCCCAUCUAGAAGAUCUGAUAUCUCGUCUCUGGUGUUGAGAGCUAUGAUCACCGGGACUUGUGUUUCUCUUGUCAAUGCUUGCAUUGCAGGGAUCCUCUUUGUUCCUCCGCUUGACUGUGUGGAACUGUUCAAGGUAUCCAUGUUCAACGCCACAGAAGCAAACAUACAAACUUGCUGUAAUGACCUCUUUCAAAGCACUGUAAACAAUGGGACCAUCUCAUUUGAAGGAUCAUGGAGCACAGUAGCAAAUGUCACAGUGUUUUUCUCUAAAUGUUGUCAGUGUUGUGGUCUUUCUGAUGUGGCAGUUUGUAAUUAGAGAAAAAAAUAUCAGUGUCUGUUUUUAAUUCGGCUUUCAGUUACAGUGUGAUUUCUGUCACAGUUCAUGUAUAAAUGUAAAGACUAUAUGCAUAGCUUUAAACAUAAAUGUGCCUUUUUUGUAUUAUAUUGUAAAUUAAUUCAGAUGUCAGCUUUAUUUAAGGCCAAGGGUUAAAAGGACACACCUUAAUAUAUCCUGUAUACCUCAGGAAAUAUUCAGGCAUCAGCAGUUGAAUGUAAACAUUUUAAAUUUAAUUGAAUGAGACUUUAUUAUUUUGUGUAAUUGAUAAUUACACAUACAAUCACACUUUUUAUAUGAAUAAAAACCUAUGUAAGUGAAAACAUAAAUCAUGAAAACAUGAAUGCUUGAACACAUAUGUUUUAGACUUUUAUUUAAAAAAAAAAAAAAACCUGACAUGGUAUAACAAACCAGACAGCACACAUUGUAAACACACACAUUUAUCCUUCUUUGCCACUCACCCACUUGCACACUCACUCACACACUCAUGUUUACUACUUUUUUUUCACACCACUUGAAUUUAGUCCUUUGACUUUAUGUACACAUACACAAUACAAGGAUUUGUUUUGCAUGACACCACACCUUAAAAUGACAGCAUUUUCACCAUCAUCUUCUGGUUGACAUACAUUUACUUAUUUUGCUAUUACAAAUAUCUUAUCUCCAUGUGUUUUUUUUCUUUCAUAAACAAAUCCUCAAGCAGUUUAAGUAAAUGUAUAAGUAACAACAGUUGAAGUUUAAGAGUGGCUAUUUGAACUCAUCUGUAGACUCUCAUAGAUCAUUAACCAAGAAUCCGUUACAGAAAUUUCUGAAGCUCUCUUGUCAGUUUUGUAUUAUUAUUAAAAAGGAAAUUUAAAUAAAGUUGAAUACCUGUGUAAACAUCAUGAGAUAACAGAUUCUUUUUUAUUUGUAUUCUACCCCUAAUGUUUAAGUACAUGCUGGGUUUGCAACUUAUAAAAAGGCAAUGCUAAUGAUUGGUACGGUUACUAAUGAUAAACUAUUGGUAAGCUAGGGCUGAUUGUCAGUUCUAGUAAAACUUUACACAUUUCACUCUAGGGGCCGUGCCUUGUGAUCAAGAAGCCUCUGAAAAUCCUGAGUUGGCUCUUUAGGUUAUUUUGCCCAUGUGCUUUUAUCCCACAGUCCAUAUGUCAGGUCCAAAUAACAGUGAAACGUAUUCAGUAGCUUUCCUUGUUGCUGGAGACAAGCUUGUGUGUUUGAAUAUCAAUGAGCAUAGUCAUACCACAGUUAAAGAGUUUAUUUUUAAGGCCCUUACUGCUAUUCCUUUGUCUGUUGUAUUCAACAGAAUAUACUCUGAAAUACUGAAAGAGGAUUGUUUAAGCAGGUAUACAUACAUAAUUAACAAAUACACACAAACAUCUUUGACCUAAAAAUGGUGUUGUAUUUUCACAGCAUGAGCUCACAAUUGCUCUGUAAUUUUGAGACAUAAAGAAAUGCUGCAUAGGCAGUUCUAAUGCUAACAUAACAUCUCCAAAAUAAACCCUACACACAUAAUGUACAUCACAGAUGAACAUGCAGUGCCUAAUAUGGAUACAUGACCUCAAUCACGUCUGUGGUUGAGGUCA
Messenger RNA from Scomber scombrus (Atlantic mackerel), 3592 nucleotides. It is a transcript of the gene slc28a1, whose product is annotated as solute carrier family 28 member 1. The transcript is spliced from 18 exons. The record is from RefSeq and is a predicted model, not a curated record. Gene Ontology annotation, biological process: nucleoside transmembrane transport. NCBI's taxonomy places the organism in Eukaryota, Metazoa, Chordata, Actinopteri, Scombriformes, Scombridae. Gene Ontology annotation, cellular component: membrane. Bases 42 to 1994 code for a protein of 650 amino acids. Gene Ontology annotation, molecular function: nucleoside:sodium symporter activity.